UAUAAUGAGAAAAAACAUAAGUUUUAAUGAGUAGAUCAAGCUUCCCUUAUGCUCUUAGAGCUUAUCUCCCAGCUCUGUGAAGAUUUGUUUCUCCUUUCGUCACACAGAAGCUGGAAAAAUACGGAAAGAAAGAACAGAGAAAAAAAUAGGAAGGAAAGAUCGUGGGCUGUUUUGUUGCAGCUGACGGACAGAUCAUGGUUGACGAGGACGAGUUCGAUGAUUUUGGAGACUCUAAGUGUUCGCUGUGCCAGCGCAGAUUUGAAGAGCAAGCACGAAAAAUGAAGUUACGUAUGCUUGACUCAGGUAAUUACAGCUGCUUGAAGGUGGAUUUGAUCUUCACACGAGAUCGUUCCUUCUAUUUCACUACGGUUUUCAUCCCGGGCAUUAUUUUAGUAACCAGUUCUUUCAUCACAUUUUGGCUCGAAUGGAAUGCCGUGCCGGCGCGAGUGAUGAUUGGUGAGUUUACAUAGCGGAAUGUUAUUCCAUAACUCUUUAAAGCGAUCCUAAAAUCGUCUGUUUUAUCGACCAAACGUGAUUAUUUUCCAACACGUUAACAUAAUUGCAAUUUACAGAUUUAAUAAUCCUAUUCCACAAUUAAAAAAAAGUAUAAACAUCAAUAUAACUUAAAGAC
Molecule: messenger RNA, 631 nt
Organism: Wasmannia auropunctata (little fire ant)
Lineage: Eukaryota; Metazoa; Arthropoda; Insecta; Hymenoptera; Formicidae
Product: glutamate-gated chloride channel-like
Exons: 2
Coding region: 195-470 (91 amino acids)
Biological process (GO): monoatomic ion transmembrane transport
Cellular component (GO): membrane
Molecular function (GO): monoatomic ion channel activity; transmembrane signaling receptor activity
Source: RefSeq, a predicted model, not a curated record